AUGAAAAUAUUCCGUAUGAUUAUUCAACAUCUCUCAACUUCCCUCAUCAAAUUACUUUGCUGCGUAUCGAUUCUUUCGUUCAUUUCCGGUAUUCUAUUUUGUAAUAAUCGUUCCCUUUUUCUUGAAAUUGAAUCGACUAAUCAAAGCCGUCGUCUAGUCGAAACUGCUUUACUAGAUAUUCCCGCAUGUACUUCAGCAGAUCGAGUUCGCCAACGCGCUCUUCUUGCCACUCUUCAGACAUGGGCGCGUUUAGCGAGAUAUUUUCACGUUCAGUAUUGGAUUACUUUUGGUACGCUGGUGGGCUAUGUUCAAAGACGAACGCUCUUACCACAUGAUCAAGAUAUUGAUAUUCUAAUUAUGGGACAAGAUACAAGUCAACUCGUACAAAUAGCUUUGAAUCUGUCUUUUCAGAAUUUCUCGUGGCUUGACUCAAAUAUGUACAAACUGGUAAUACAUCCACAGUGGUAUAUAGUUAACUGGGAAAAUCGAUCUUAUUUUCCAUCGCAAAGCAUCAACUUCAAAGCACCUAAUGCAAGAUUCAUUCAUCGAGAAAGAAAUGUUUUUGUUGAUAUUUGGCUUAUGUAUGAUUAUCAUCCCGAACAGUCAAAUCAUUUGACUGAUAGUACGUCGAUGCUUACUGGUAUUGGUCUAGACUAUAAAUGGGUAUCGUCUCCGAAAUUUUGGAGUUUUCCCUUACGUCCAUGUGAUCUUAGUGGAAUAAGAGUGUGGUGUCCAGGUGAACCUGAAGAAAUCGUUUGUGCAACAUAUGGAAGAGAAGCUUUGUAUAAAUCAGAUACUAAAUGUAUUAAUGGUUCGUGGGUGUAA
Messenger RNA from Adineta ricciae, 825 nucleotides. Lineage: Eukaryota; Metazoa; Rotifera; Eurotatoria; Adinetida; Adinetidae. The record is from the annotation of a GenBank genome assembly.